Molecule: messenger RNA, 4342 nt
Organism: Clupea harengus (Atlantic herring)
Lineage: Eukaryota; Metazoa; Chordata; Actinopteri; Clupeiformes; Clupeidae
Exons: 13
Coding region: 1433-3028 (531 amino acids)
Biological process (GO): regulation of apoptotic process
Source: RefSeq, a predicted model, not a curated record
AUGCAUGUGUGUGCAUGUGUACACGGAAAUUUGCAUUCACAGCCACAGAAGAGAUCACAUAUACGUACAUUAUAGUGUGCUUAUUCAUCUAGUCAGGAAGUGACCUGGCAUUAGCCAUUCUUCGCUUACUCCUUAUCCAAAGCCAUCCACUUUAAUUGAUACUCUAUACUUAAUACACUCAGAAGAGAUGUGAAAUCUUGUAACAAGCAGGAGAGAGAGAGCGAGGUCAGUUGUCACACUGGUGAUUUCUCCGACACUAAGGGCACAAGCUGAAAACUGAAGUAGCGGCAUAGUGUGACUCCAGCAGCUGAGUCAAUAUCUUGUUUACCUUCAGUCAAGGUCACCUGAAACUGAGCUUAGCACAGUUUUCCCACUUGUCCUCUUCCAAAGUCCUAUGGCACACCGCAUGUCAUGUGAGAAAACUUUUUUGACUUUGGGUAUUUGCAUUUUUCACUCUAUGCUUAGAGGUGUAGUAGUGUGUGAUUGGAUGUUUUUACUACAGUCUUAGGUUGAACUAGCCUUGGAAUUGAUCCCUAAUUAGUUCAUUAGUGAGACUGGGGCAAGUUGUCACAUGUGUCGAUUUGACUAUUCAAAGCCCUGGCACGUAUUCCCUCCUAGACUGGAGAUGAAACUUGUAGGAUGCUGUUAUGGUGAACUUACGACUCUGAGAGUUUUCCUGACGUACCAUCACAUCGCAGCAAAAGGUAUAAUAAGUUGUAGUUUAUUGACAGCUCUGCAGACGCUGGAUCAAAGCCACACCGAUGGUUGGGUAAUGAACAGUAUAACACACAUACAUCUUAUAAUGAUUAUUGCAUUGCUAUAGCAUUACUGAGAGAGCUCCUCACUGCAACCAUGACCAAAUGCCCGUCUAACAGGGUUCUUCAGCUUUACAUAGGCCCAUGUGCUUGAGGCUGUAAGUACGCCAUCUUCGGCACUUGUGCCCAAUUGAUUAACCCUUCCAGGUCUAUAUCCUUGUGGAGGGAUAUUUUGUUCUUGUAUUCAAUAUGCCUUUAAAGCUCCACAAGUUUUUGUUCUAGAGACAUAAAAAUAACACCCCCGGAAACCUUGAAUCUUUUUUUUUUUUAUGCAUACACUUUGUAAGGAGAAUAGAACUUAAAGCUUGCACAUUUCAGUCUCUGAGUGAGGUUUCAGCUCCUAAUGACCUGCCCAUUAGCAAAUUACGGCUAUUCAUAUGAUAAGGGGAUUGUAAUUAAGUGAUCGCUGUUGGGUCAUGACGUCAAACCUGUGGGGGUAGUGGGUACAAAGACAUUCCAGGGUCAUUACGUAAUGGCCAUUGUCUUUGACCCAGGUGUCCCAUUUGUUUUCAUUUGCAGUCAUUGUGAAAAAAAGAAAACCGGAUGUAUGACAACAUGUCCUGCUGUCCCCUACACAAGAUAUUUUCUCCUAAUUUUUUAUUGAAGCAGUCGCAGACAUGAAUGAAGAGACCUGUAGUGAAGAAAUCCCAAACAGCGUUCUAGAGGAAUACAAACAGAGCCUCAAUGAAGUCUCACAGCUCAUCGGGACCUCCCAACACAACAUAAGUGAUCAGGAAACAGGAGAAGUGUUUGCGCGUCUCUCGAAAGCAGCAGGUGAAAUACAGCAUCUGCUAGAGGAUGGUGUUGAUAUCAAAAAUCUUCUCACACCCUUGCAAUCGGGGUUACAUCUCAUCAGGGAUAUACUAUUGAAGAAUAAAGCUGAUCCGGUGCAAUCUUUAGAUAUUGGUGUACGCACUGUGCACCCAGUGGCGCUGUCAUCCAAAGAGAGGAGAGGACUGAAGAGGCAUGCAUCUGGCCUGGAGGAGUUGUUGUCAGGCAUAUCAAAAAAGAAAGAGCUGCGACUUUCUACAUCAUUGACGAAACCUGGUCUCCAUGAAGGACCCAGCACAUGUUUUACAACCCAUGCAGAUGUGGGACACUUCCCAUCUUGUGAAUGUCUUGAGCCACAAUUACGGGAGGAAGAAAAUGGAGAUUUGAAAUACACGCUGAGAUGCCCCACUGCUGGUCUUUUCAGGUGCAAGUUCACCAGUCUAAUGUUUAAGAUGGAGACGGCAGGUGAGGUGGAGUAUCACUCAGUACCAUGGGCAGACAAGCUGGAAAAUCAUGACCGUGAACCAGCAGGACCCCUUUACAACAUCAGCUGCUUCCCUGGGACUCCUGUUCAGAUACAUUUACCACACUGUGAGGUUAUUUCAGAUGGGAAGCUGGGGCAUCUGCGUGUUGCUCAUAUUACUGGUGAUGGUCUGAAGAUCAUUACUCCCAAAGAUAUAACAGAGUCUCAUGUGGUCAUCGACGUCACUGGCUUAUCAUUGUUUGGACUUCUUACUUUUUUUACUGACUACUUAUUGGGCAGAAACAUCCGGGCACAGGUGUUGAAUUUUCUUCAAAGAAGUUCUGAGCCAGUAAAAGUUCAAGUCUUGCUGUUGUCAAGUAAUGCUGACAUAAUGAAGGUUAAGAAAAAGAGAGGACAAAUGAUCCAUCCUUGUCAAGAGAUCUACAUUGAGACAAAUCCUUACUGUGAAAUCAACACACGCAAAGAUUACAGCCUUUUCACAGACCCACCUGGACUAGACGUGAUUCCUAACACGGCUAAGUAUGUUGAGUGCAGUCAAAACUUCCCUCCAGCAUUCACAGUACAUUGCAGGAGAAAGAAAGAGCUGAAGCUAAUCCUGAAGGAUAAAACAAGGGAACUGUGGAGCAGCCUGGUCAUCAUUGAAGAGAAAGACACCCCCGAUGGGAGACAACACGUCUUAGAACCAUCUGUCAGCAAACACUUUUUCCAGAAACACAAGGGGGCUCUGGAAACACGACUACCAAAAGUCCUGGAAUCCAUUCUCAACCAGCUGGUGCAGAGGGAGGUUCUGAAUACCAUCGAGAGGGACGUUAUUCAGAGUAAAAAACCUGACCACAAACGGAAUGAGUGCCUCCUCAACAUUCUGGACAAGAAGGGGUCUCGGGCUCAGGAAAUAUUCUGCCAGGUCCUCAAAACAGAAGACUGUUUUUUGGUGGAAGAUCUUGAAAAAAAAUGUUAAAAGUCAAGACAGCAUCUGACAAGAAAGAGGAAAAUGAAGUGCUACAUGUAUCUACAAAAAGCGAUAUUUAAUAUGACCUUCCCUUUCUAAAACGAGAGACUCGUCUUCUUUACCAGGGUUAAUAGCAACACAGGAAACCUUCUCAAAGGACAAGGAUGCCAAUUGCGAGUAGGCUACGACUGCAUCUGUGUUAUAUGAACAUUUUACUGUUUUACCAUGAUACUGUUUUACCUGUUCUAUAUUGCUCUAAAUGCACUUUUUGUCAAUUGCUUGUAAAGCACUUUGAAUUGCAAUCUGAUUUGGAAAGUAUUGGUGCUAUUUAAAUACAGUUUGAUUGAUCUAAUUGAACUGGAUGGGGUGUUUGGGGCAGGUGGGUGUACCAGAUCUGUGGUCUGAGGGGGUCCUUUGCCCUAGCUUUAACUGCUUUAACUGUGAUUGGCACAGAUUGGCACAGUUAAAGCAGUAGUAAGGAGUUUUGGUCUAACACAAGUGAGCCAACUACCUAAAAGGCAUACAAAAACCAAACGCUCAGCUGGCACUGACAAAAGCUUGCUAACAUGCUAACUAGUGUCUACUGGCGAUAUAGCUGGCAAUGUCAUGCUGUGAAAGCUUUUCUUACAUUUUUAUGGGGUGUUGCGGCUCUAACACAGAACUACAUAGUGCAUAUCCUGGAUGGCUAGGGGGCUAGUGUGUUUAUCUGUCCUUUACAUGACCGUAUACAAAAUUAUUUGGAGGAUGAUACCAAAACUAGUUGCACAGAAAUAUACAUAAAAAAAAUGGCAAAUUGUUCAAUAAUUUUGCUUUAACUGCAGUUGGAUGCUAUCCACCAAGAGAGAUGCAGAUAAAGGUGCUGACACUAAGAAGUUGUAAGAAGUCAACUAUUGUAAGAACACAGGGUGGUACCCCUGCUUUUUCUAGACAAAAUUGAGAGGAGUCCUAAUUUCAUUGACGGGCACUGAGCAAAGUUGUUUGCUAGAUUUAGGUGUAUUUCAUAUAUCAGACCACAACUCCACAUACCAGACCACAUCUCAAAUAGGUCCACAUUCUUAGUUUGAAUAGCACCAGGCCAGAGCCAUCAGGCUUUGCUCCUGGGCUUUUGUGCGUUUUGGAGCUAGAGCUAUUAGACUCUAAAUGUUGGCUUUUGUCUACAUGUAAAUAUCUGCGAGUAUGAUGUGGAAAUAAAGGCUAAGCCAGGAUUGUAAAUGGUAAUUGACAAAUGUCCUCAGUGCAUAGGAUAGACAUCAUAAGCUAGUUUAACAUAAAUAAUGAGAGUUCUUAUUUUAACUCUGAAUAAAACAUGCUACAUUGUGUUGA